Molecule: messenger RNA, 819 nt
Organism: Corylus avellana
Lineage: Eukaryota; Viridiplantae; Streptophyta; Magnoliopsida; Fagales; Betulaceae
Gene: WCRKC2
Product: WCRKC thioredoxin 2
Cellular component (GO): chloroplast stroma
Source: RefSeq, a predicted model, not a curated record
UUUGAAGGCAAAACAGAUUCAACGUCAAUGAAACGCAAUUCCAUUCCGGUGGCCGCAAACGCCGCGAGACUAAUCAGCAUUUGGGACCCGCCACUCUUUCUUAACGCUGUUUCUAUUUUACUUUCCAAACAGCUUUCUCUCUCUAAGACUCUCUCUCUGUGUCCGACAUGUCCGAGGUUCUUGUGCGGCUCCGACCCAGUCCCAAACCCCUGAUAGCGGGGACCUCGCGUGACCCGUCACGUGACUUCCGGAGACCAACUGAUGGAAAUCUCGUGGUUUCAGGCUCAGGCGCCAGAGCAUUUUCUCUGUCCAGGAAAGCGCUGGUUUUUCCCGGGAAAAUUUGUGUGGUCGGAGGGAAGUCUUCAUCGAAGCUAAGCGCUUCGACCCAAGAGGGGUCGUUGCAGGGGAUCGAUGACUCGCCCGUGUCCGUGGAGCUCCAUCCCGUUUGCAGCGAGACCCAGUUCGAUCGGGUGCUCGCGGAGGCUCAGCAGCUCGAGGAACUGGUCAUCUUCGUUUGGAUGGCAGGCUGGUGCAGAAAAUGUAUAUAUUUGAAACCCAAACUGGAAAAGUUGGCUGCAGAUUACUAUCCAAGAUUACGGUUCUACCGCAUUGAUGUUAAUACAGUUCCACACAAGCUUGUCACUCGUGCUGGAGUCACUAAGAUGCCUACUAUACAGCUGUGGAAGGAUAGCAAGAAACAAGCUGAGGUCAUUGGUAGCCACAAAGCGUAUUUAGUAAUCAAUGAAGUCCGUCAAAUGAUUGAGAAUGAGGAUGCCAUGUAAGUCAUGGUAGUACAGCAGGCACAUCUUUUUCCCCCAA